Molecule: messenger RNA, 1623 nt
Organism: Microthlaspi erraticum
Lineage: Eukaryota; Viridiplantae; Streptophyta; Magnoliopsida; Brassicales; Brassicaceae
Source: the annotation of a GenBank genome assembly
AUGGCUUUGGAUGAUUCGUAUGUUUCCUUCGUUUCUCUAUCUGUUUCUUCUCAAAUUCUGAGUCUCCAGCUUUGUCUCAGCAUUUUCCUCUUCAUCUCCCUUUUCGUUUUCUGGUUGACUCCAGGUGGCUUUGCCUGGGCACUUUACAAAGCUCGUUUCCAUACCCGACCCGAACACAAAACCGGACCCGCCAUUCCUGGCCCGUCUGGUCUCCCCAUCGUUGGCCUCCUCUUGGCCUUCGUCAACAACGCUUUGACACACAGAAUCCUCGCCAAUAUUGCUACUUCAUGCAAAGCAAAAGCUCUCAUGGCGUUCUCCGUCGGGUCGACCCGGUUUGUGAUCUCCAGCGAACCGGAGACUGCCAAAGAGCUCUUAAACAGCUCUGCUUUCGCAGACCGGCCUGUGAAAGAGUCGGCUUACGAGUUGCUUUUCCAUAGAGCCAUGGGGUUUGCUCCCUUUGGUGAUUACUGGAGAGAGCUGAGGAGAAUAUCCUCUACUCAUCUCUUUAGCCCUAAGAGGAUCUCCAGUUUCGGCGAGUCCCGUCGAAAAAUCGGACAAAACAUGGUAGGAGAGAUCAAGAACGCAAUGGAGAGUUACGGAGAGGUGAAGAUCAAGAGAAUCUUGCAAUUCGGAUCACUCAACAACGUGAUGUCUAGCGUAUUCGGCAAAACGUACAACUUCAACGAUGGUAGUAUUGUCAACUCGAAAGAGAGCAACGAGUUGGAGUAUUUGGUGUCGGAAGGUUAUGAGCUUCUUGGAAUCUUCAACUGGAGCGAUCAUUUCCCUGGAAUGAAGUGGUUAGAUUUACAAGGCGUGAGGAGAAGAUGCCGUAGCUUGGUCGGUCAAGUGAAUGUGUUCGUCGGAAAGAUAAUCGACGACCACAAAUCAAAGAGGUCUCUUCGCAAUAAUCAAGAAGAAGAGAGCAGUAAUGAUGAUGACUUUGUCGAUGUCUUACUUGGCAUGCAAGGCAACAACAAACUUUCCGAGUCCGAUAUGAUCGCUGUUCUUUGGGAAAUGAUUUUUAGGGGAACAGACACGGUUGCGAUUCUAUUGGAAUGGAUUCUUGUAAGGAUGGUUCUUCACCCUGACAUUCAAUCCAAGGCACAAGACGAGAUCGAUGCUGUCAUGGCUGACUCGGGACGUGGAGUCUCAGACUCAUACCUCUCCAAGCUUCCAUACCUUCGAGCCAUCGUCAAAGAAACCCUAAGGAUGCACCCACCUGGUCCUCUCCUCUCAUGGGCUCGUCUCUCCAUUCACGACACUCAGAUCGGGACCCACUUUAUCCCUGCUGGGACCACUGCGAUGGUCAACAUGUGGGCUAUAACCCACGAUGAAAAGGUCUGGCCAGAGGCUGAUAUGUAUAAGCCAGAGAGGUUUCUUGGUGCGCAAGAAAGUGAUAAUUUCUCCAUCAUGGGGUCUGAUCUGAGGCUUGCUCCCUUUGGCGCUGGGCGUAGGGUCUGUCCUGGUAAGUCUAUGGGUCUAGCCACCGUUGAGCUAUGGCUGGCUCAGUUGCUUGGAAGUUUCAAGUGGGUCCCUUGCGGUGAAGUGGAUUUGAGCGAGGCUUUGAAGCUCUCUUUGGAGAUGAAGAACAGCCUUGUCUGUAAAGCAAUCCCUAGGGUUUAA